GCGGAAAUGAAAAUGGUUUUUUUGACUCUCGCCUCGGAGCCUCGGUAACAUCUCUAUAAAAUGGUGUGUUUCAGGACGGGGUUAACAUGGAUUUUUCUGCUGCUUUUGUGUUUUGCCAGCAUUAAAGAUGAAGGAAUCUACACCUGCAUCUUCAGAGUAUUUCCAAGUGGACGAAAUGAAACAGAAAUUUGUCUCAGAGUACAAGUUCCUCCUGUUGUCACUGUGGGCAUUGAUGUUCCUGCUGUUGCUGGAGACACUGAAGGGAUUUUAGCGACCUGCACUGCAGCCAAUGCAAAGCCUGAAGCAGAAGUGUCGUGGAGUCUGGGUGCUUUAUACAACACAGUGAAAGUACAAAAUACUGUCACUGUGGACUCUGAAGAUAGAUACACUGUUAAAAGCAACCUGAUUGGAACUGCAUCUAAAGAUCUAAACCAGAAGAAGGUUCAGUGUGUAGUCACACACCCUGGUCUAAAGCAGAAACUGGAACUGAAUUACACAUUGGAUAUUCACUAUCCUCCCCAGGUGGUUUAUAUUAGUUCAGCAGGUGAUCAAGGGGAAACCCGUGAAUUUCUGUGUGACACAGACGCUAAUCCAAAACCUACAAACUUUACCUGGGGCAGAUAUUUUCCAGUGAAAGAGACUCUUUCCAGUGGUGUUAAUAGCAGACUGAUUGUUCAGCUGACCCCUGGCAGUAAUGGACCUUACUAUUGUUUGGUGUCUAACCAAUACGGGGAAGCUGUUGGUUCCCUCUAUAUGCAUGUUCAAACAUCUACAGAAUCUAAAACCUGUUGGACUGACCCCAUCCUGACCCUUGUUGCUGUUUGCUGUUUUCUCUUUUGGAAAUUUGAAUUGUUUCAGCGUGUUAAUGAAAUACUGCGGUGAUAUAUCGGCCAACCUGUGCGUGGGGAAUUUUCAGACCACAAAGAGGUCUGUGUGAAAUCGUUUAUUUAAAUCUCUAUGGUCUUGUUUUGCUACAGUAUGUUGGUGAUUACAUGGAAGACGUUUGUUUUGCUUAGGAGCAUCCAAAAUGGAGGAAGUAAUUAAAGCAAAAGGAACCACAACCAAGUAUUGAGUACAUACUGUAUACAGUAAAUGAACAUAUUUUCCAGAAUGGCAACAAUUUAAUGAAAAUGUUUUUUUAUUGGUCUUAUGAAGUAUUCUAAUUUUUUGAGCCAAAAUCAUCACAAUUUAAAGAACUAAAGACUUCAGUCUUUGUGUACUGAAUUUAUAUAAUAAACAAGUUUCACUAUUUAAGUUGAAUUACUGAAAUGAAUUUACUUCCACGACGUUCUAAUUUAUUGAGAUGCACCGUAUACGACGCGACUCUGUACACAACACAGGGGACACACUGGAAGCCUUGCUUUCCCAUUACAGAGCACAAUUGCACACACAAAUAAAUUAAAUAAAUAAAUUUGGAUACAAAUUUAUGUAUUUCAGAAAAGUCUGUUUCAUCAUUCAGAAUAUGUUUUUAUUACCUGAGAAGGUUUUAACUACUUAAAGUGUUCUCUGGAAAUUUGGACAUAAGAUGAAGAAGACAUUGAAUCAAGCUGGAUCCAGACAUUUAAUUGCACCAACAAAAAAAAUCAAUUU
This is a messenger RNA of Tachysurus vachellii, 1590 nucleotides long. Its product is annotated as nectin-3-like protein. The record is from RefSeq and is a predicted model, not a curated record. The transcript has 7 exons. Gene Ontology annotation, biological process: heterophilic cell-cell adhesion; homophilic cell-cell adhesion. Bases 61 to 882 code for a protein of 273 amino acids. Gene Ontology annotation, cellular component: adherens junction. NCBI's taxonomy places the organism in Eukaryota, Metazoa, Chordata, Actinopteri, Siluriformes, Bagridae.